Adineta steineri is the source of this 255-nucleotide messenger RNA. Lineage: Eukaryota; Metazoa; Rotifera; Eurotatoria; Adinetida; Adinetidae. The record is from the annotation of a GenBank genome assembly.
AUGUCGGUGGAAGAUAAAACAGCACAAGGCGAAGAAGAACAUACAACAGCACAAGAAAGAGAGCAAAAUACAACUGCACAAGGAGGAUCGGCACAACGCCCAUUACGAGUCGGACCACCAUUGACACCAGAACAACAACUACAACAGGCAAUGGACAUCAUCCGUAACACCAUCGUCAACCAUCCCGAACUCGCCUCAGCUCAGGAACUUCAACAGCUCGUGGCUCUACAUGAUGAUGGUAAUAAAAGCAAAUAA